Apodemus sylvaticus (European woodmouse) is the source of this 4463-nucleotide messenger RNA. RefSeq names its product schlafen family member 14 (gene Slfn14). The record is from RefSeq and is a predicted model, not a curated record. Lineage: Eukaryota; Metazoa; Chordata; Mammalia; Rodentia; Muridae. Gene Ontology annotation, biological process: mRNA catabolic process; rRNA catabolic process. Gene Ontology annotation, molecular function: ribosome binding; RNA endonuclease activity. The coding region runs from base 154 to 2850 and encodes 898 amino acids. The transcript has 5 exons.
AGAGUUCCUGUUCCUCCCAGGCAGAUAUCACAGGGCAGCAGGGCCUUCAACAGAAGACAAACAUUCCACCCAGAGCCAGAUGAGGAGCUGAAGCACCCAGAGGAAACAAGGACACCAGGAACACCUUUCUGUUAUUGCUUGGGAGUGCAGAAAAUGCCCUAUGCGGAGAUCACUGUGAAUCUGGGCAAAGUGACAUUCGGAGAAGAGAACAGGAAGGCGAUGACCAACAGUUGUCUGAAAAGGCACGAGAACUCGAGGCUCGUGCAGGCUGUAUGUGCACUGCUGAAUUCUGGGGGAGGUGUGGUCAAAGCCGAGAUUGAUGACAAAAGCUACAGUUACCGAUGCCACGGGCUGGGACAGGAUUUGGAAACUUCCUUUCAAAAGCUCCUCCCAUCAGGUUCACAGAAGCACCUCGACUACAUGCAACAGAACCACGACCUCCUGAUUUUUGUGAAGUCAUGGAGUCCAGAUGCCUCUAGCCUUCCACUGAAGAUUUGCAGCUUACGCUCCAAUUUAUAUCAGAGAGAUGUGACCUCUGCUAUCAACCUGUGUGCCAACAGUGCCCUAGAGCUUCUCAGAGAGAAAGAGUCUAGAGCCCAAAGAGGCACCCCUAGGCUACAUUCUCAAGACCACAUCCUCAACAGAACCAUUCAGGAAGAGGAAGAUAUUAAGAUGUGUGCCUUGGAAUUUUUUAAAAAAGAUAAACUCAAUUAUAAGGAGAAGCUUAGCUUCACAGAGUCAACACAUGUUGAGUUUAAAAGGUUUACCACCAAAAAGAUUGUCCCUCGGAUUAAAGAGACACUGGCUCAUUAUGUUUCUGCAUUUGCCAAUACUCAGGGGGGAUACAUAAUUAUUGGGGUUGAUGAUAAGAGCAAAGAAGUGUUUGGAUGUAAGAAAGAAAAAGUGAACCCCGACUCACUAAAAACAGAAAUAAAAAACUGCAUAGAAAAGUUGCCCACAUACCACUUCUGUCGUGAAAAGCCCAAGGUGAAUUUCACAACCAAAAUUUUGAAAGUUUACCAAAGAGAGGCCCUGUAUGGUUUUGUCUGUGUGGUUCAAGUAGAGCCCUUCUGUUGUGUCGUGUUUGCAGAGGAGCCAGAUUCCUGGAUCAUGGAGAACAAUAUUGUCACAAGGCUGAAGGCUCAGCAGUGGGUGGAGAUGAUGCUGGAUAUUCAGUCAGACCCUUCCAGCUUUCCUACCACCAGUGAUGGUGCUCACCUGAUGUCGCCAGCUUUGUCGGCACGGAGAAGGCCAGCAUAUCUCACCAAAGUCCUGGAACAUAAGGAGACCCUGCAGCACCAUUUCUUUCCAGUGACACAGGAAAACCUACAAUUUCAGCCAGAAUCCCUCUGUAAGAAGCUGUUCUUAGAUCAUGAAGGACUGGAAGACUUAUUGAAGGCACAGACACACCCCUGUUCUCACGGCAUUGUGAUAUUUUCGAGAAGCUGGGCUGGCGAUAUUGGUUUAACAAGAGAAGAGGAGGUUCUAUGUGACGCUCUCCUGGUAGCAGUGGGCAGUCCUCUGGUACUCUAUACAAUCCUAACAGACCCCAGUUGGACUGGAAGAUCUGACUAUACUCAAAAUACAGCCCUUCAGUUAAAGAGGCAGCUACAAAGCCUUGGAGGCUACACCAGUAAAGUAUGUGUCAUUCCAAGGGUCAUUUACCUGCCCGGCAGAGAGUCCAGACCUGACCAGUCCCCUGUGUACUACCCCAGAUCCUACAUGCUGUCCAGCAGAGCUGAAGUGGAGGAUUUGCUACAGAGCCUGGUACUGGUCUCACUGUGCUCCAGAUCUGUGCUGAGUGACCAGUUGGGCUGUGAGUUCUUCAAGCAGUGCAUAGAAGAGCAGGCCAACGCGCUCUCCAGGAGCCUCCAGGAAACCCGGGAACUGUUCAUCCACUGCCUCCCGGGAACCAGGAAGACAGCCCUGGCCAUAAGGAUGGUAGAGAAAAUUAAGGAUGUGUUUCACUGCAAGCCAAAAGAGAUCCUCUACGUCUGUGAAAGUGACUCCCUAAGGGAUUUUGUGAUGCAACAAGUCACUUGCCCAGCUGUGACCCGGAGGACCUUCAUGAUGGAAGACUUCCCAAAGAUUAAACACAUAGUGAUGGAUGAGACAGAGAAUUUCUGCAGUAGACAUGGUGACUGGUAUAUGAAGGCUAAGAGCACCACCCAUCCAAAAGCAAACGGGGCUGCAAGUGAACGCCGUCACCACGGGAUCCUCUGGCUUUUUCUGGAUCCUUUCCAAAUCCGGCACACAGAUGUUAGUGGCCUUCCCGCUCCUUCCGCUCAGUUUCCUCGAAAAACGAUCACCAAUGGGAUUCACUGUGCUGAGGAAAUUGCUAAGAUCAUGAAAGAUGAAAUGAAGAGGAUGCAAGAAAGCCCUCCCGCCAGAGGAUCUCCAGACACCCUGGCAACAUUCCAGGAGGCCCCUUAUGAGGAAGCAAUGUGUGCCCAGGCUCUGCCUGGCGUGUGUGAGAUCAAGGCUAACCUGACACCAGAACAAAUAGCCAACUAUGUGGCAGAAAAAUGUCACAGCCUGUUCCACGAGGGCUAUCUGCCCCAAGACAUAGCAAUUCUGUACAGGAGACGGGAAGACAGAGGACAGUAUAAAGAUGCGUUGCUAAGAGCGAUGGCCUGUGGGACAACGGAGGUCGCCUUCAACAGCGCUGCUGAUGUUUGUGCUGAUGGCAUAAUUUUAGACAGUGUGGAGCAGUUCUCAGGCAUGGUAAGGAACAUAGUGUUUGGGCUUAGUCCCGAAUCUGUACACUCAGUAGGCAUUCAUAAACUCUGCUUUGCCUCAAGAGCCGUUAAACACCUCUACCUGCUCUAUGGAGGGAGGACGGCUUUCUGAAACCAUUAUGAAUAAUACAGGAAGCCAAACAAGAACACUCUCCGCCCAAAUGGGUGGCAGCUCCUUUUUAAUAUGACAAGUGAAUGAAUGAAGGUACAUCGUUGUGGCCUGAAGUCACAGAGAUGUGUUUCGGGAAUAGGUCACCCUACCAGCGGCGGCUGGGCCCGUUCCUCCGUCCACUACUUUUUCCCAGUGACAAGAUAAGUAUGAUUGAUUCUCUGCCUCCAAUCUUCCCGACUCAAUCAAGCUUUCAUUCUGCCACCCAAAGAGCCUAAAACAGAAUGUGAAUUUUAUGAAAUUUUCUGCUCCAGGGAGUUCCUGCAACCCUGGGACAGAAUCCUUUUCUGAGUCUUUCCAUGGUACUUCCUUUCCUGACCCCAUCCCUCAACUCCCAGCAUUUCAUUUUUCUCUUCUCUUCUCUUCUCUUCUCUUCUCUUCUCUUCUCUUCUCUUCUCUUCUCUUCUCUUCUCUUCUCUCUCUUCUCUUCUCCUCUCCUCUCCUCUCCUCUCCUCUCCUCUCCUCUCCUCUCCUCUCCUCUCCUUUCUUUCUUUCUUUCUUUCUUUCUUUCUUUCUUUCUUUCUUUCUUUCUUUCUUUCUUCUUCUUCUUUUUUUUUGGAUUUGUUUUUUUUCGAGACAGGGUUUCUCUGUAUAGCCCUGGCUGUCCUGGAACUCACUCUGUAGACCAAGCUGGCCUUGAACUCAGAAAUCUGCCUGCCUCUGCCUCCCAGAGUGCUGGGAUUACAGGUGUGUGCUACCACCGCCUGGCUACUGACAUUUCUAAUGUGUUCCUGAUCUGUAGCUGUUUUGGGAGUGAUGGUAGGUUAUUCUUUAGAGCAACUGUUUGGACUGGGUGUCUCGAAGGCAGCACCUGGACUAGCGUCUCAUGCGGGCUGUGGGGCUCAAGCUUUACAGGACACCCUUGGUUGUUUUGUUUUGUUUUCUUUUGUUUUUCAUCAAGUCUAGAUUAGCCUCUUGGGGUUGGCUUUCAGCUAACCAAGGAUACGGAAGGCAAAUACGUGAGUGAAAGUGUCACUUAGUUAUUUUACAGUGGAAAUUGUGUUAGUCAGUGGACUAGGGGCGUUUUGCUAAUUUGUACAUUUAUCAAGAACUUAGGAAGUCAAGUGGUCUGAGCAGUUCCUACAGUAAGAGUAGCCAGAGGGGCAGCCUGGGCCUAUGGCCUGCUGAGGUAUGCAUGGAUUGAACCGAAGAAGCCCUGGCAACCAACCAGCCACUCCAAGUAUAUUCCCCACCCCACUCUCCUCCUCCUGCUCCCCUCUCCUCUCUUCUCCUUUCCUCUCCUCUCCUCUCCUUUCUUCUUCUCUCCCUCUUUCUUUAUCUUCUCUUCCUUUUCCUUUUUUCUUAUAUUGCUACACUGCCAUAAUGCUACAAUUAGUGUAAUAAAAUAAUCAAGAUAAAGAGUUACUUGUGAUGUGAUGCUCCUAAAACAUUGUUGGAGGGUCACAGAAUAUGAUCAUUCCAGCUUAACAAAUAGAAAAAGUAAAAGUUCCUAAGCAUCUCAUGAUCCAGGUGUAUUCUUUUUCAUUUCUGCUUAUUUCCAUGUCUUGAUAUUUUACACACAUUGCAAGUUCUGCAAUAAAUCUUAUAUUCCACCA